Messenger RNA from Gadus chalcogrammus (walleye pollock), 1450 nucleotides. RefSeq names its product trafficking protein particle complex subunit 4 (gene trappc4). The record is from RefSeq and is a predicted model, not a curated record. NCBI's taxonomy places the organism in Eukaryota, Metazoa, Chordata, Actinopteri, Gadiformes, Gadidae. The coding region runs from base 244 to 924 and encodes 226 amino acids. Gene Ontology annotation, biological process: endoplasmic reticulum to Golgi vesicle-mediated transport. The transcript is spliced from 5 exons. Gene Ontology annotation, cellular component: TRAPP complex.
UCUUUGCGACGGAUAUGAAACACGAUGGCGUCUGGGAAAUUGAGUUGUUUUUGCGCUUCGGUCUUUUUGCUGUUACGUUAUAUUAAUAUGUGACAUAUAUUUUUUCUGAUGUAUACACGGAGAAAAAUAUAUAAUCACUUGUUUUGGGAGGAUGAGGAGGCGUCAGAUUAUUUUGUGACACAAGUUUCUUUGUGUGACAGCCAUUUCCGGACAGAAGGGGUCACAUGACAGCUCGACAAGUCGAUGAGACACACCGUCGCAGAGAUGGCGAUAUUCAGUGUUUAUUUGGUGAAUAAGGCCGGGGGAUUAAUCUACCAGUAUGACAACUAUGUUCCCCGAGCAGAGGCAGAAAAAACCUUUAGCUAUCCUUUAGAUCUGGUGCUCAAAAUCCACGACGAGAAGGUUAUUGUGUCAUUUGGACAACGUGACGGAAUCCGAGUGGGACAUGCAGUGCUCUCUAUAAACGGAGUGGACGUGAUGGGGAAGAAUACCGCUGAUGGGAAGGACGUUAUUGAAUAUCUAAAGGACUCCUCAAACUACCCGGUGUCUAUUCGUUUUGGACGGGCCCGUUUGAGCUCCAACGAGAAGCUGAUGCUGGCAUCUAUGUUCCACUCGUUGUUUGCGAUUGGUUCACAACUGUCCCCGGAAGUCGGCAGUUCUGGGAUAGAGAUGUUGGAAACGGAUGUCUUUAAACUGCAUUGCUUCCAGACACUAACUGGGAUAAAGUUUAUAGUCCUGGCAGAUCCACGGCAGUCCGGCAUUGAUGCAUUGCUGAGAAAGAUUUACGAGAUCUAUUCAGACUUUGCCCUCAAGAACCCCUUUUACUCUCUGGAGAUGCCUAUCAGGUGUGAACUUUUUGAUCAGAAUUUGAAGAUCGCAUUAGAGGUGGCAGAGAAGGCUGGAAGCUUUGGACCUGGUUCUUGAACUUGAGAAGACAAAACUAGACUGCCUGAACUAGGUCAUGUAUAUUCAAAACAGAUGUGUUGAAGUACCGUUGAGACACAUUCUAAUGUUGGAUUUUUGCUAAUGAUGUGGUUAUAUUUGUUGCAUUGUAAAUAUGACAUGUUGUGUAAAUACCUUGGGAAUAAAUUCCUGUUCAUAUCUUUGUCUUUUUAAGUUUGCAAUCAUAUCCAACCUGAUCUAACCAUAUUUAGCAGACAUUUGUAUGAUUAGGCUUGAAUUAUACAAAAUGAGAGUGAGAGUGAACUAUGACAAAUGUAGUUAACUUUACGAUUCCUUAAAAUAUGACCAUGCACCCCAUAAAUGUACUCACAUGAACAAUAUUUAUAGUUCCCAGCAAAAUAAUUGAAAGUUGUUAAAAAAAACUAUGAACAUGAUACACCUUUCGAAAAAUGUUUGCAAAAAAUGCAGCACCAUGAAUGUAUAAGACUGUUUCAUACAAUGGACACAAAUUGUACUAUAAAAAGUGGAAAGAAACAAAGGUAAAUUA